Molecule: messenger RNA, 4477 nt
Organism: Polyodon spathula (Mississippi paddlefish)
Lineage: Eukaryota; Metazoa; Chordata; Actinopteri; Acipenseriformes; Polyodontidae
Product: ralBP1-associated Eps domain-containing protein 2-like
Exons: 20
Coding region: 151-2304 (717 amino acids)
Biological process (GO): endosomal transport; endocytosis
Cellular component (GO): cytoplasm; plasma membrane
Molecular function (GO): calcium ion binding; protein binding
Source: RefSeq, a predicted model, not a curated record
AUGUGGUAAUUGGUCAGUCAGUAUAAGCACAAUAUCACUGCAUAGAGACGCCUUUGGUCAGGACGCACAUCGCACUUUACGGAUCUGGUAGCGAGACUGUUGUGUCGGGCUAUUUAGGAUCGAAAAGGGUUUUUCUUGAAUGUGCCAGGAAUGGAGCAGGGGCCUGGCACAGUGUCGGGAGGUGGAUUUAUAUCCCUGAGUGAAAAUGAACAAAGAUGUUACUCAGAUCUUUAUACUUUGUGCCAAGCUGACAGCUCGGGGAAACUAGCAGCCAGCAAAGUGGGAGAACUAUUCAGAGCAUCCCAGCUACCUGCAGAUACACUUCACCAGGUCACCGAGCUGUGUGGAGCAAAGCGCCUGGGAUACUUCGGUACUGGGCAGUUUUAUGUAGCUCUAAAAUUAUUAGCUGCAGCACAAUCAGGCUUCCCAGUACGGCUCGAAAGCAUUAAAAGUGAAAUGCCACUUCCCAGGUUUGUGGGAAUGAAAAAUGAUGCUGAGGUGCUGAGGUACCCAAACCAUUCCCAAAACACUGAGAGCCAGGGGCUUCACCUCGGGAAGCCGUCAGUGACAAUCGCCCAGCCCAGCCUGGACAGGAACGCCCUGAAACGCACAGAGAGUUUAGGAGAUAAACAGGAGCCCUGGUCGCCUCUAAGGUCACCUCCCAGUUCUCCUUCAAGCUCAAGCAACCAGGACAAGCCUCUGAGCUAUACUUACAGGAAACAAUGGAGCAGCACGGAACAGCUGACAGCUUCCUAUGAAAGUAAACACCCGAGUCGGCCUCUGUUCCGGCAGGAAGUGUCAUCUCCUAGUAACUAUGGAUCCAAAUCUUCACUCACGCAUUCCUCAGUCACGCAGGCCCGUUCAGUGGAGAGAAGCGCAGAGGAGGGCAGUGCUGAUUACCACGAUGACCCCUGGAGGAUUACUGAAGAACAGCGGGACUACUACACCAUGCAGUUCAAAUCCCUGCAGCCAGAUGUCAGCUCACUCAUUUCAGGUUCUGUUGCUAAGAAUUUCUUCACAAAAUCUAAGCUUUCAAUACCUGAGCUCUCCCAUAUAUGGGAACUCAGCGAUGUUGACUGCGAUGGAGCACUGACGUUGCUCGAGUUCUGCGCUGCCUUCCACCUCAUUGUUGCCCGUAAGAACGGAUACUCUUUACCAGAAAAACUGCCGCAGACACUGCAGCCUGGUUUUCUGCAAAUAGAUGCAGUGUCUCCCAAAACAAAGCGUGACGGUGCAUUUUUGGGUUCUUAUUCUGAAUUGGUGCCACCAAGUCAACAACAGAAAGAACCAGCUCAUUCUGAGCAGUGGGAAGCCAUCAAUGAACUACCCAGAACACCGGAGCCUCUCAUUGUAUUUAAAGAUGACUCCAGAACUGCUCCACAGGAAACAAACACAGUAGAAUCCACAUACCCACCUUUAUCUGAUAUAAGCACACCGAAGCAAGAACCAAGGAUUGACAGCUGCAUGUCAGCCUUUAGCCCGAAGAGAAACCCAGCUUUCAAAGACACGUCAGCUGAACACAAACAUUUGGAAAAUACCUCGGCUGCUAAGACAGAUCCUCCACAAGAGCUGGAUCUCCAAGUAAAGUCAAGAACAAGACAGAGAUCGUACUCCAGCACCUCAAUAGGCGAUGCCAUGAAGAAGGUUGAGGAGCCCCCUACACCACCCCCGAGGCCACAGAAAACACACUCCCGAGCAUCUUCUCUGGACCUCAACACAAUCUUCCAGCAGAGUAGUCAAGGCUACAAGGGUGGUUGGCUGCCCCCACCAGCACUCCCUCCAAGGCCUUUGGCAGCACAGAUUCCACACUUUGUUUCCAGCACAGAAACAACAUCACAGCAAAAGCCAGUUCGGAAACUCAACUUCGCAGAUUUCAGCAAAUUCAGUGAAGAGGAAGAAAACGCUGUGAAGAAUGAUGCUCAGGGUCAGCUGGGCAAGGCCGCUGGAAGCUCGGAAGAACGCAGCUCACUUAAAAAAGAUAUAUUGCCGGCUCAGCCUCCAUUGAAACCAAUCCGCAGGAAAUACCGUCCAGAGAGUCAGAACCUAGACAACCAGGAUCCCACCCCACCCCUGCCACCUCCUUCCUCCUUCUCUGCUCCCGGGACCAAACCACAUCCUCCUGUCCAAAAGCAGUCAUCCAGGCAGAAGAGGGCUAUUCAGACUGCCAUCCGCAAGAAUAAAGAAGCCAACGCAGUCCUGGCCAGACUGAACAGCGAACUCCAGCAGCAGCUCAAGGAAGCUCACCUGGAUAGAAUCGCUUUGGAAACCCGGUUGGAUCAGCUUCGCCCUGUCUCAUACUCAUGACCUUCACAUUCCCUUCUUCUGAGCGGAAAGCCUUCAAGCAAAAAAUAAUCCAGUCUUUGAAAUAGUAAAGAAAGGACUUGUGUAUGCUAUUGUACUAUAGAUAUAGUACAAUAUGUGCACAGUGCAAGCAACAGGGGACAUCUGAAUGUCCCCUGUUAUAAAAUAUAUAUAUAAUUUUUUUUUUUUUUUCCAAUUGAAAAGUUGUACUUUAUUAGAGCCAGGGUAGUCCUUUGCACAACUAGUGACAGUGGAAUUUGUUCUGUGUACAACCUUUUUUUUAUUUAUUGUCAUAGCUGGAUAACCCCUUAUGAGAUUUAAGACAUAGCUCUGAUAUAGAUAUGACAGCGCUUUGGUGCAUUUAAUAACGUCUCUCUUGACAGUAACAUGGCUUUAGCUGUGCUAAGACAGCUUGGGGAUGUCUGAGCAUUCCCGUCUGGAUGGCAGCACAGAAAACUGUAUCUUUACACUAGAACUGGAGCACCUUGGACAUCAAAAGAAAGAUACAAGAAAGCAACCAGCAUCCAGUGUGUUCAUGUUCUAUUGAUUUUCUGAAUGUAGAUUUACAUUAGUAAUACACUGGUAAUACACAAGUAAGCCUCAGAAUACAGUUGCCUAAUGUUGGAUCUGAAAGAGCACAGAAGGCUGGUUUAGGGAACACAGUAAUAGAAAACCCAUUAUCUUUUAUGGACAGGAAAUUACGGACCUGAAGGAUAUUGGUUCUUUCCCCAAUACGUAUAGUGGGUACAGUUAAGGAAGCCAUCAGCUUGAUACUAGAGACCUUUGGAUCUCUUAACAGUCUCCUACUACUGCUGGCCCCGCUUUAGACUUUCCCAGUCUAUGUUACUACUGAACACUGCCAGCUACACAACCUGCCUGACUGCAGUACUGCCAUUCCAAAGUGUGUUGGCAUGAGAGUUCAUCUUUUGCCAGUGAUGAGAGUAAUGCUCAUCACAAACUGUAACAUGACAUAGCAGCGAAAAUAUAAACAAGAUCAAGUUUUUUUCUUGUCCAUGCUGUUGAGCUAGAUUUACUAAGCUUUUACCCAGUGUAACGUUUUCACCACCGUCUUAGGCAUGACAAAUUUGGAAGUGCUACAUGUUGUACUGAGUAGAUCAAAUUUCUGCUUUUCGAACAAUCAGCAACUUGUGCAUGUCGUGUUCCUGUUUUCAAGGUUGUCUAUUAUUUUAUCUGCACACCACCAGCAAGCAGGCAGCAAAUAUGUAUACACUGGUUAAUGGCAACUUGACUGUCCUGCAAAUUUCCUUAUAUGGGUUUCCUUACUUACCAAGCUUCAAUACAAAAAUGGUGCAAACACAGCAGCAAAAGCUUAAUAUAUCUGCUCAUGUGGGGUAUGGGUCUGAUUCAGAAUAUUCAAAUGCAGUGUUCUGUGAUGAUGUACAGUAUACCCUGUUUCUAAAUAUGUAAGGGGAUGGGGGUUAAUUUGUAAGUUGACAAAUGAAAGCAGCAAUCCUGACCUUUUCUGCGUCUUACAUUCUGUUAAAGGCCUCCCUCCCCCUCAAAGCUGAUAGUCCAUGCCCCCAAUAUAGUACCUGACUGAUUAUAUCCCCUUUAGUCCUGAUUUUGUAUUUGUAUUUUAUUCUCUAAGCAGAAAGUGAAACUCCAUGAGUGAUCAAAUGCAUGACCCGAGUGACUGAAGGGGAUAUUUUUCUGUUGUUUCACAUUCUAGUCAUAUAAGCUGUUUAAAUACUGCAGCUCUAUCGCCCAUGUGUGGGCUAUGCCUAAUGACUUCCCCACCCUGGAUUACGAUGCAGCGUUGUUUCUGAAUGACACGCUCCAGCAGUAGCAGUAGAAAAGAUCUGAUUCCACAGCAGCUCUUAUUUCAAGUGAAAAUUGUUUACACUUAAGACUUACUGGUUUAUAUCCAGCACAAAGUUUAGAUGGAAAUUGUUUUCUUUUAUACCACUCACAAAGAGACCAAUAUCCAGAAUACCUAAGUUGUGAACCAUUGCAGCUGCUUACACAUUACAGCUGAUGUACACAGCAUACAUACAAACACAGUGAACUUGCAAUGUGCAUUUCAUAACAUAAAAAAGCUUUGAUUUGAUAAUUGCACGUGUCAUUUUAUAACACAUCUACAAUGCCUAUAAAAAGUCUACACCCCCUUUCAAAAUAUUCACCUUUUGUUGCCUUAUAGCCUGGAAUUAAAAUGCAU